This is a messenger RNA of Diatraea saccharalis (sugarcane borer), 3586 nucleotides long. Lineage: Eukaryota; Metazoa; Arthropoda; Insecta; Lepidoptera; Crambidae. The record is from the annotation of a GenBank genome assembly.
AGUUAAAACAACCGCGGGGGCCGUCCCGAUCGCGCCUAACACCAAAUACUAUUAUUUUAAUAAAAACUUUGUCACGCGAUUAACAAAUCUAGUGCCUUGACCUUAGUGCUGUGGAGUGCUUUACAGGAUAAUAACGAUGUUUUAACUAUAGUGAAUUUUAAGGAGUAUCAUCGGUAUCAAAUUUCUUGGUGUAACGUGGCGGCAUUGGGAUGAUCUCCAACGCCUCGCUCGCCUCCUCAACUCCACAUGAAGAUGACCAAUUGUGCCUGGCGAACUGCAUUGUUUUUUUUAAUAUGGCUAUGCAAUGACGUGGUGUCGAAGAGGAAUCACACAUUAAAACCUCGCGUGGUACUACCUGAGAACUAUGUAAAAGAAAUGCGGCCGCCAGCACGCAAAGGUCAACCUGUCAUUGUGGAGUUCAGCAUAUAUGUUGUGGAUGUCAACUCUAUUAACGUGGAGGAUAUGGAUUUUAGAGUGGACAUGUUCAUCAGACAGACAUGGAGGGAAACCAGACUUCAGUUGCCAGACGACAUAUUCGAGGAAGGCGAUGACCACGUUACACUGCCUCCGGAAUUCUUCGAUAAUCUCUGGCAUCCAGACCCAUACUUCUUAAACUCUAAGGUUACAGAGAUCGCAGAACUCACCCAUAAAUUCUCAUCGGUGACCUUGUACAGAAACCAGACUGUAAGAUACGCAGCCAGAAUGCAUGCGAUCAUCGCUUGCCAGAUGGAAUUUCAACUAUAUCCCAUGGACAUACAGUCCUGUCCUAUCUACAUUGAAAGCUUUUCCUAUAGCAACCAAAAAGUAAGGUUUCGCUGGAGCGAAGCUGGAGUCACCAUAAACCCUGAAUUGAAACUGCUGCAGUAUCACAUCGGAGAGCCUUUACGUCUAGAAGAGACUAAUGGUUAUAUGAUUGAUAAGGACGGUAACUACUCUAGAUUAGUAGUAUACUUCAGAUUCGAACGGCAAAUUGGACACCACCUUAUCCAGACCUUCGCUCCGUCGUCUCUAGUCGUCAUGCUGUCAUGGUUCAGCUUCUGGUUAGACCUUGAUGCCAUCCCGGGGAGAGUCACCUUGUUGGUCACUUGCAUGUUGACUUUGGUCACCAUGUUCACAGGCCUACGAGCUGAUAUCCCACCUGUGGCAUACGUAAAAGCCUUAGAUUUAUGGAUGGCUGGCUGCAUGAUGUUCGUAUUUGCAGCUUUAGGAGAGUUUGUGGUCGUUAAAGUGUUGGAUAAGCAAUAUCAGAUGAACAAAAACAAAGCACAAGAUUUGCCAAGAAUAAUUCCUGUGAGAUUGAACGGUGAGAAAGGUUCGUGCGGCACAGUGGCAGCAUGGGAGGGUAGUGGCGUGAGAUGUCGCAAGGUGGAUCUGACGUCACCUACUUCCCCCGCAGCCGCCGCCGCCGCGCCCGCCGUGCACCCCGCACCCUCCGCACCACACAGCGUACCGCACCUAGUCGGUGUGGAACGACGACAGAGCAUAUUACAAGUGGCUUGGUUAGACGCCGACACAGGUCAAGAGCGUGUGCUGUGGAGAGAGAUAGACAAACUGUCGCGUGUGGUGUUCCCCGCGUUAUUUCUAUUAUUUGUCACUAUGUAUUGGCCUGUACUACUUCUUAAGACGAAAACCUCUUCAUAACGCUUACAACCGAUCACAAAUGUUUGCCACCACCAGAAAAGAACACAGCAGAAACAUAUUAUAUAUGAUAUUGUUAUCUUAGAAGAAAUAUAUUUAGAUAUUUCAAAUAUCUACGUAAAACAGGCUCAAGAUAAGCAAUUAUUCCCUACCUUGAAUAUUAUGAAAAUGAGCAUAAACAGAUUUAUAAAUUUAUUCAUUAAUGUAAUGACUCUUGAAAUAAUACAAUGUUUUGUUGUAAGAGUGGGUGGUGGCACGUAGAUAUAUCAUUUUGUAGGUGUAAAGUUGAAAGCUUAAAUAAUUUUAUUUCUUAUAAUGUUCACCAAAUACUAGAACUAAGAGAAAAUCUAUUUCGUUUGAAUACAAUGAAAGCUAAAAAAUAUCAUAAAAGAGAUAAAAUAAAAAUUAACAAUAAUAGUUUAGAUUUCCGAGUAGCAAAAUGAUUUGUUUUAGGUAAAUUCAUUUAGUUUUUGUUUGUUGAUGCUCUUGAAAUUCUACCAAUGGAUAUGUAAUUGAUAUGACUUUAGAAAAGUCUAUUUUUUUAGAUUAAUUAAAUCAAUCGUUAUUCGCAGUUGCGAGUUGGUCUUCAAUCGGUAACAUGGAGCAAUUUGGCGUUUUGCUAUUAUGUUCUAUACAUAUAAUAAACAGCCUCGAACUCCAGCAUAAAGGUUCAAUAAUAUUACUUCAUUAAAAUAUAUAAUUUAUUAAAAUAACACACUUAUUUCUAACGGCCGUGCUAAGCAGUCUUGUAUUGCAGUGAUGUGGUUUUUAAUAAUUGUGUCCGUUCAAAUACAAUAGGACAAACAUUUUUUUUUCCUUUUGUAACAAAAAGUUAAUAAUAAUACAAAUAUAAAAAUGGUAACGACAGCUAGUUUCGAAAUAUGGUUUUUAAAUGCGUAAGUGUUUAUUACCUUAAUUUACUUUUGAAGUAUGCCUAACGUCGAGUUCGAGACUGAUCUUAAUACAGAAUACAGUUAACGAUUGUCGUUUGUAUAUUGUAAACCUAAUUGGAUAGAUUGUAAAUUGUGAACUAUUCCUUCCAGCACUAACAAUUUAAACGAAAAUUAGAGUUAGACAAGAACAAGUGGCUUAACAACCCUGUAUAAAGUAAGUUAUGUAGAAAACGUAACAGACACGAUUAGUUCUUUUUAAAUUAUUCAUAUAAUAUUACUUAGUGAACCCAUGAUUUUUUAAGGUUUCAGUCUACAUUUUAAACAAAGUUUCCGAUGCUAAAUUUUAAAAAUAUAAUGUUCCUAUUGAUCAGUUGUCAGUAUAACUGCAACUGAAACUUAUUUAGAUUAUUUUUAAGCAAUCCGGCUUACAAAAAUAGGGUCUCACUCACAUAUCCUCAUCUUACUCGUGUUAUGAAAAAUGUAUCCUGGUGGCAAUUCUGUUUGUACAAACUAAAGCUUUUUAGUUUAGUUUAGAUAGUAGUACACUAAAAUUGACACCCCUAAUUAUGAAAUAUAAUGUUUUUGAUGCAAGUUUUUUUUUAAAUCCUUCCUUUUUUUCUUAAGGAAGGGGCAAAAGAAUAUAAAUAAACCUUGCGAAUAAUAACAAACGAAAUAUUCAAUUCUACCUUUUACAACUUUUAAUAUACCUUUAGAGUACCUCUGCCACUAAUUUGAAUUAAUUCUAAAGAGCGUAUUAAUUUACGUAACUUUAAUCGUUUCUGAUCCUCCGCACGGUCCCCCGGUUACAAGUUCAAAAGCAGCUUUAAUUAAAUAACGAAUGAAACUACAUAGUUAAAUUUGUUAGUGACCCACAUAUUGUCGUGUGAAACUUUUAACUCGUUUACAUGGGAAAGCGAUAGUAUUGGUUGUGUUUGAUCUAAAAUUUGCAUGGGAUCAGUCCAUGUUACUAUUUUCCACUGACAAGCAUUCAUAAGAAUAUAAUACAUAUCUUAUUUAACUAUAAACAUUGAAACAGUAAAAUACUAAUUUCGGCU